CUGUGUGACACUAUAUCGAAUUAGUACAACGGUUCAUCUAAACAAAGUUAAGAAUUGAAAUAUGCAAUUUAGUAAACUAUAUUAUUUCAAACGCUAGAAACUUGGAAAUAUAUAAAUAUGUUCCAUGAUUAUUUUGAAUGGAUAAUACUAUUGGAAAAAUGCAGCGGAUUAAACACGGCCAUCGUAGGGUAAUGUAAUAGCUGAUUGGGAAAAAUCUCUGUCCAGCAGGAUCUAAUGAUAUUAGUACUAAUAUUAUGAAGUACAUCACGCUGGAAACCCCAGCUGAUGAAAUGAAGGAAUAUCCAAAUGAAGUGAUUUGGUCGAUAGGUGGCUCUGAACGCAGACAAAGUCACAGAAUGUCUAAUCAAGAUGGCGAAAUAAACCCAGAGACACACUCGACUGGAACAAUAAAUGGUGAUUGCCAGGCAACAUGCAGUGGUUACCAUGGGAACUACUAUGACGAUCAUAGACAUGGCGAUACAAUCGAUAAUCAUGUUAACAAUUGUGACAUUAACACAGAUGACCGUGACAGUAAAAGAACACAAUCGCAUAAUAAUGACGUAGUGACUGGAUCCGGAAAUGAUCCGUCAAAUUAUUUAUCUGUUUCGAUACAGUCACGUGACUUCAGUCGAGGGUCUGUUUCCAGUAAUCUUUCCGUUGUAAAUAUUACUGAUAUAACUGGUGCAGAAGACAGUAUACACCUAACUACAACUGUACUGAAGCGUUGCAAACGUCAAGUUCUUCGUCCUUACUGGCGCCUUCUGACCGUUAUUGGCUGGCGUGAGUUCGGAAAAGAAUCCGUAAACGCGAAUGGGAAAUGUUGGAGAUUUCUCAACGUUGUAUAUCCAGUGUUUAUAUCUUUAUUGCUUCUAUACACGUACAUAUAUCAAAUCCUUGUCUGUCAGUGGAGGUUAAACGUAUCCCAGGAUACCCAGCCUGUGAUUAUCCAACCGGCUCUUCCUCGUGAGAACAAUAUAACCAGCACCAAUUCCACAACAGUAUCUUAUCCAUGGUUACCGAUAUCUCCAUCGUCUCAUUCCGCUGUCAACGCCACUAAAUUGACCAAAAUAACCGGAAAUACGUCACCAAGAUGUGAUCACGUGAUCACUACGUAUGUUAUACCAAGCUUGCUGCAUUUUAUAGCAUACAUUUUAGGCAUUUUCUACUUUAGGAUAAUGGAAGCAGAACAGCUCUAUGCACUGUUAGAAAAGGUUUUUCUCCAAGCAACGGCGUUACAAGGAAGAGUGGCAUCGCAGGCUAAAAUUAUUGGACGUUUAAGACUUUUCCUUGCCCUUGGAGCAGUAUGGGUGAUUCUCUCUGUUGGGUUACAUGUUCUUUUCAUGUUCGCAUUUGGGCUGGACACAAUGGCCCAUAAUACAAAAACUAGUCCAGCCAGACACUGGUCGUUAUUCGGAGUAGACCUCCUUGGGACAAUGCUCUUGAACUCUGUGAACGUCGCCAUUGUUAUGAACUACGGCACGCAAUGCGAGACUCUAGUUUUCUACAUAAAAGGAAUUUCAACAAGAAUACAAGAAAAAUCGGUAGACCUGCGUUAUGCAAUGAAGGAUAUAUUGGCUGUGAGGCAGUCUCUUAGUAGCCUCAAUAGCACUAUGGCCCAAAUGACGUCAUUGGUUGUGUUUACUUUUGCUGAGAUGGUCAUCAUUGGGAUUAGUAUUUUGGUGCUCAAUAGGAACGACCAAGCAAUCGUUUGGGUGUACCGGUCAAUAUUUCCAAUUGUUUACUCGCUGAUUCUUAUAUUUCCACUAACACAGGCUGCUAGAAUCAUAUCGAUGGGGUCAAAGUUCAAGAAGUUAGCCUUAGAAAGUCGGGUGUUUGGAUAUGGAGGAUGUUCCCCGGGAGAACUAGAUUCAUUCCUUACUUUUAUUGGACAAACACACCUUCGAGCAAAAUUAUUCCAUAUUCCAAUGAAAGCGGGCUUCCUUGUUGGAUUCCUUGUGGUGACGUCACUAGCCUUAUUGCUGCUCUUUCAGACUAAUUUGAUAGUAUCAACAAGACAGUUGCUAUAGUAUUGUUUUAUUUACUGUUUGACGAACACCCCUACGUUGCAUUAAAACUCUGCUGAUUUGAUAGUACCAGUAAGACAGUUGCUCUAGUUUAGUACUUUAUUUAUAGUUGGAUGAACGUCGUUAUUGGCUAUAGUGCAUUCCUUCCAUAUAAAGAACUUAUAUACCUUAUAAUUAUGCUGAUUUGAUAGAAUCAGCAAGACAGUUGCUGUAGUGAUGUUUUGUUUACUGUUUGACGAACAUCUUAUUGGAUGAGGUGCAUCCCUACGUAGCAUGAAAAUUUUGCUGAUUGGAAAGAUCACGACAUCACAUUCUACAGUACAUAUAAUAGCCAGGUUCACUUACUGCGUCAACAAUUGAAAUUCGUAUGUUCAUCAAUAUUUACUGAGAAUGGUGCCACGAUUGAAGUAAACAUCUGGCCUA
Owenia fusiformis is the source of this 2447-nucleotide messenger RNA. The record is from the annotation of a GenBank genome assembly. Lineage: Eukaryota; Metazoa; Annelida; Polychaeta; Sabellida; Oweniidae.